AUGGCGCUACCUUCAGUGUUUGUCGGACUGGCAUUAGUCGGCUCCAGCUAUGCGCUAGUGUCGCGAGACGGGACAGGCCGCCUACCUGCGAUGGGUUGGAGUAGCUGGAACGAGUAUGAAUGCGCCAUCAACGAAACCGUCUUCCUGGACACCGGUGCGCUCCUUAUCUCCUUGGGAUUGAAGGACCUUGGAUACAAUUAUGUUAACAUUGACGAUUGUUGGAGUGACAAGGCAUACCAGCGCGAUAAUGUUACAGGAAAGAUUCGUCCAGAUUACAUCAAAUUUCCAAACGGCAUCAAACAUACAGCAGACGAGAUCCACAAGCUUGGACUGAAAAUUGGCAUUUACGGUGAUGCAGGAGACAAAACAUGCGGCGGGUAUGCUGGCUCUCUUGGACAUGAGCAAGUAGACGCGAAGACCUUUGCUGACUGGGGAAUCGAUUAUCUUAAAUACGACAACUGCGCUGUCCCUGAUGAAUGGGACGACGAGUACCGAUGGUGGCCAGAGAACUGGUUAGGUGGGCCGCCAGCCGAGAACCAGACUGCGGGCGGUGACGGGGAAGCCAGGCCUGUUGCCGCGCCCCCAGGAUACGACUGGACAACGUCCAAGAGCUUUGCGCGUUACAAGAUUAUGAGUGAUGCCCUAAUUUCGACAAACCGUACUAUUGAAUACUCGCAAUGUGCCUGGGGACAUGCCCAUAUCGAGCAAUGGGGUAACAGUACUGGUCACAGCUGGAGGAUGUGGGGUGACAUAUAUCCGGAGUGGCUUGAGAAACACCAAGCAUCCUUCUACAACAACGAUACCGACUUCUGGGGACAUGGCGACUGGGAUAUGCUCGAAGUGGGUAACGGAAACCUUACAGUCCAAGAAAGCCGUUCCCAUUUCGCUCUUUGGGCUGCUCUCAAAUCGCCUCUUAUCAUCGGUACCCCGCUCCAUGGCAUCAAACCUGAGAUCUUAGAGAUCUUAAGUAAUCCGGAGCUCAUCAGCUUCAAUCAAGAUCCAGUCGUAGGUGCUGCAGCCAAGCCCUAUAAAUGGGGUGUCAAUGCAGACUUCACCUGGAACCAGACUCAUCCGGCUGAGUAUUGGAGUGGGUUGUCUUCCAAGGGAGUGCAUGUCUUCGCGCUGAAUACACUGAAUACAACUCAAACCAAAGUCAUCAACUUCGCGGAGGUACCAGAGUUAGAAGCUAACGGUGAGUAUACUGUCUUUGAUUCGUGGACUGGAGAGGAGCAGGGAAACUUCAAGGGGCGGUACGAGGCCGCUGUUGAGCGUCAUGACACUAUGGCCAUCAGACUGGUUGGAACGAACGGGUCUAGCUCUGGGAUGUCGCACGGUCAAUUGUGA
This is a messenger RNA of Alternaria arborescens, 1344 nucleotides long. Its product is annotated as putative alpha-galactosidase B. The coding region runs from base 1 to 1344 and encodes 447 amino acids. The record is from RefSeq and is a predicted model, not a curated record. Gene Ontology annotation, molecular function: hydrolase activity, hydrolyzing O-glycosyl compounds. The transcript has 4 exons. Lineage: Eukaryota; Fungi; Ascomycota; Dothideomycetes; Pleosporales; Pleosporaceae. Gene Ontology annotation, biological process: carbohydrate metabolic process.